Messenger RNA from Botrytis byssoidea, 2982 nucleotides. RefSeq lists its product as uncharacterized. Bases 1 to 2982 code for a protein of 993 amino acids. NCBI's taxonomy places the organism in Eukaryota, Fungi, Ascomycota, Leotiomycetes, Helotiales, Sclerotiniaceae. The record is from RefSeq and is a predicted model, not a curated record. Gene Ontology annotation, molecular function: protein binding. Gene Ontology annotation, cellular component: endosome. Gene Ontology annotation, biological process: protein transport to vacuole involved in ubiquitin-dependent protein catabolic process via the multivesicular body sorting pathway. The transcript is spliced from 4 exons.
AUGCAAGCGCCGAUGAUAUCAGCGCCUCUUAAGGCAACCAACGAAAUCGACUGGAUACAGCCGUUGAAGAAUUAUAUCAGACAGACAUAUGGUGACGACCCGGAACGAUAUGCGGAGGAAUGUGCUACCUUGAACCGCUUGCGACAGGAUAUGCGAGGAGCAGGGAAGGACAGUGCUGCCGGAAGGGACCUACUCUACAGAUAUUAUGGACAGCUGGAACUAUUAGACCUGCGAUUCCCGGUCGAUGAGAACCACAUCAAAAUCUCCUUUACUUGGUUCGAUGCAUUUACACACAAAGCCACUGCACAAUACUCUUUGGCGUACGAAAAAGCUUCGAUCAUAUUUAACAUUUCUGCCGUACUUUCAUGUCAUGCAGCGCAUCAAAAUCGAUCGGAGGAUUCUGGUUUGAAAACAGCAUAUCAUUCUUUCCAAGCGUCUGCCGGCAUGUUCACUUAUAUUAAUGAGAACUUUCUCCAUGCACCAUCUACGGACUUAAGUCGAGAUACGGUUAAGACUCUGAUUCAGAUCAUGCUUGCUCAAGGCCAGGAAGUGUUUCUUGAAAAGCAAAUUGCUGAUGGUAAGAAGGUUGGACUAUUAGCAAAACUUGCUAGCCAAGCAGGCUAUUUGUAUUCUCAAGCGCUUGAAGGAACCCAGGACAACGUGAAUAAAGCCAUAUUUGAAAAAGUCUGGCUUCUGGUGGUACAAAUCAAAGCAAAUUACAUGUCAUCUCUAGCUCAGUAUUAUCAGGCUCUUGCGGAUGAUGAUGCAAAUUCACACGGUGUAGCUAUUGCACGAUUACAGGCAGCAGAAAUAUCAUCUAAGGAUGCCAGUAAACUUGCAAACAGUUUCCCUGGAAAUGUGCCCGUCAAUUCAAACUUCACAUCAGAGACAGGCACAACCUUGAUAGAAAUUAACAGGCGUCAUCUUACCAAUGUCCAGGAAAAACUUGCUGAGCUUAUCAAGGAUAAUGACUAUAUCUAUCACCAGACUGUACCAGCCGAAGCGGCUCUCACUGUGAUCCCAAAACUUCCUGCUGCUAAAGCGAUACCAGUUAGCGAACUCUAUGCUGGUCAAGAUAUCCAACGUAUCACGGGACCUGAUAUCUUCCAAAAGAUAGUGCCCAUGUCUGUGACGGAAUCUGCUAGCUUGUACGAUGAAGAAAAGGCUAAACUGGUACGGGCAGAGACGGAACGUGUAGAAACUGCCAACAGUGAGAUGGCCGCAAGUCUUGAUUAUCUCAGAUUACCCGGAGCGUUACAAGUUCUCAAGGGCGGAUUUGAUCAAGAGCUAAGCGGAGGCGAAGAUUUCAGGAACUGGUGCGAUGACUUAGCUGGACAUGUUUCCCCAAUGUCAACUUUUGAUUCUUUGAAAUCUAGCAAAGAAGCUAUUGUGUCAAUAUUGGAAAAGAGCAGCAAACAGCUGGAUAUGGAGGAGAGUGUCUGUGAGAAAAUGCGAUCAAAGUACGAAGGAGAGUGGACUCAACAACCGAGUUCUCGGCUCACAUCUACACUUCGAAACGACAUACGAAACUAUCGAGAAGCUCUUGAGGAGGCUGCUCGCAGUGACAAUCAGCUUUACUCAAAAAUAUGCCAGCAUGAAGUUGACUUUGACGAAAUGCGCUCUGCUGGUGAACUCGGCGAGUCUGAUGUGCUUUUUCAAAGAGCGUUGAUCCAGGUCGGUGGAAAGUCGAGGAACGCUGCCGGAAGUCCCGGCACACGUGAAGGAAAUCUAUUAGAUGAUGAUUUCGACGAUGGGAAGAAUAGUGUCGCAGACCAGAUAGCCAAAGUUGAGGAUAUACUCAAGAAACUGAAUCUAGUCAAACGGGAAAGGUCGCAAGUUUUGAAAGAUCUUAAAGAAAAGGCGCAUAACGAUGACAUAUCUCACGUUCUCAUCCUUAACAAAAAAGGCAUCUCGAAUUAUGAGAACCAGCUUUUCCAAGCAGAGCUUGAGAAGUAUCGACCCCAUCAGAGUCGUUUAUUGUCUGCGAACCACAAACAGUCGUCACUAAUGAAGGAACUCACACUUACAUUUAAUGAUCUUCUGCAAGACAAGAGAGUCCGAUCUGAGCAAAGCAAGUAUGAGACCAUAACCCGUCAACGAUCAUCAGUAAUGUCGAAGUAUAAGCGAAUCCAUCAAGAAUAUCUAGAUCUACAAGCAGGUCUCGAAGGUGCUAAACAGUGGUAUUCCGAAAUGAAGGAUACUGUUAAUAGCCUUGAUAAGAAUGUCGAAACGUUUGUCAAUAAUCGUAGGUCAGAGGGCGCUCAGCUUUUAAAUCAAAUCGAGCAAGAUCGGGCUAGCAACGCGAAUGGGCAUGCAGAUAGGGAGCGUGAACGUCUUAGGGGAUUGAUGGAACGCAUGUCUAUGGACCCCUCGACCUCGCCAACAUCAAGCAAACCUCCUCGUAGGGGAUCUAAUGCGUAUAGUAAUACAUCUCCAUCAACAAGGUACCCAAGUACAAACUUUGCGGGACAGUACCAAGUACCAACAUCGCCACCUCCACAAACUACGACUGCACCUCCCGCACGUGGCUCUAUACCGGCCUCUACCAAUGGAGGAUUUUACCCUCAACAACCUCAGAGAGCCGACCCAUACAGCUCAGCCCCUGGAAGAUCCUCGCCAUAUGGACAAUACAAUCCAAGCACACACUCGCGUAAUCCGUCCCAGCCCCUCUCACCUCCACCAAACCAGAGCCAAUUCCCACGCUCGCCCCCACCACAGCAAACUCAAUUUCAACAGAAUCAACAUCCAUACGCGACAAUGGCACCGCAACAACAAGGGCAAUAUGUACCAGCUGGCUAUGUACCUCCACCUCCACCACCUGGACCGCCACCCCUUGGCCCUCAACAAACAUAUCAUCAACCUAGUGGCUCUAUGACAGCUCAAAAUGAUUAUGGAUAUGGAAACAGCGCUACUUCUCAUCAACGUGGUCAAUCACAGCAAAGUACGAACGAUCCUUGGGCUGGGCUUAAUGCAUGGAAGUGA